AUGGAUUAGAAAAAAAUUGAUACACUCGUUUAAGAGGCUUUGACCAACCCAGACCCUGAUAUAUAGUAUAUGAGAGCAGAGGAACUUACAAAUGAAUUAACAAUAUUUUACGGGAAACCAGAAUAAGGAAUGGAAGAUGAAAGGAAUUAAAAGUUAAUUAAUAAUUGCUAUGGAGUAUUUUAUUAGCAUUUGCGAUCUUAAUAUAGAGAAGUUUAAGGUACAUUAAUUAAUAAUACAAAUAAGGAAAUGCCAUUAGAUAAUUUUAGAGAUUAGCUCCUUUAAUGAGAUCUUAAGAAGUGAAAUAUAUUGGCUUAGAAUUAUUGAAAUCUUCAAUCGAUGGAGUAAAUGAGAUCAGAGAAAAUUAUCAUAUAUGUCUUUAAGAAAUAGUAGAAAAAAUUCCAAGUCAAGUCUAAAGUUUAGAUGAAGUAUAAGAAGGGAUUCUAAAAAGUAAAUAUAAUUUCAAUAUAUAAUAGAAUUAGGAGAAUUGAAAGAAGCAGUAAAGAAGUUGUAGGUUUCAAAACAAAUAGUACAUUAAGAAAUUUAGUAAAAAGUUGAAAUAUAGGCUGAACUUUUAAAGAUCUUGAGUUCUAUUAUGUCAAGAUGGCCAAAAUUAUAUUAGAAGGAUUUCAGUGAUUUAUUGUUAGAUAAUAUAACAAACUCAAAUGAACUAUCAAUAAGAAAAAAUUCAUGCGUAUGUUUGGGUUAUUUAGGAGUAUGUCUUAAUCAAUAAAGCUUAAAUAAUUUAAUCUAAUCAAGUACAAGAUUGUAAUUUAUAUUAUAUAGAAAUACUACCUUUUAUUAAAGAUCUAAAAUUUGAUUAGUAGAAUUUCACAAAAAUACUUUGUUUAAAUCAAAGUUUGAAUUAUUUAGCUAAAAGUUCAGGAAAAUUCUUUGAUAAACUUUUAGUAGAGUAGAUUUUUUAAAGAUACUUUUAGACUUAAAAUGAAUAAAAUAAAGUAGAUUUAGAUAAUAUUAAUUAAUAUGCUGAAAUUUUAGAAAUUUAACUACUUACAAUAAAUUAUAUUUUAACUAAUCAUCAUACUCGUGCAUUUGAUCUUUAAUUAAUUGAUUCAAUAACUCCUUUAAUUGAUUUUGAUCCAUUAGGAGUAGCAGCAAUAGAAGAAGAAAAUCCAUAUGAUGAUGAUUAUUAUCCUGAUGAAGGUAAUUUCAUUUCAAUAAUAUUAGUAUCUGAUUCAACAUGGAGAGUUAGAAGAUGUACAUUAUACACAUUCUAAGAAUUACUUAAAAUUUAACCUUAACUUUAUAAACUCAUACUAUCAGCCUUAUUUGGUCCAAAUUAAAUUAUUAUGAGAAGAAUUAAUGAAAAGAAUGCUGAAAUCAAAUUAUCAAUUAUUCAAUUUUUGAUAAGUUUGGUUUAGGCUUCUGCUAUUACUAAAGAAGAUAUAAGCACUAUGGAAGUUGAACAAUUAUCAUUAAUCAAAUAAAGAUCCAUACCAGCAUCUAUUUCAUUAAUUGAAUUAGUCGAAUAACUAUUGGACAAAAUUUAAUCGAUCUUUUAAGAUAAUCAAGAACAAUAAUCUUUAAAAUCAGAAUCAACAAAAUUAUUAUUAGCUAUUGGACAAUAUUUUUAUACUCAAAUUUAAACUUCAAAUUCAUGUUUUAUAUAAAUAAUUAAUAUUGUUAAAUAAUCAAUAAUUGGUUCACCUAUUAAUUAUUCUAAUGAAUAAAAAGUAACAAUUUUUUAUCAUUAAUUUAGCUUGCUUCUAUUCUAACUAUGAAAACAAUAUUAAAUAUCACAGAACCAGCUGAAUUUUAAAUUCCAAUUUUAUAAUAAAUGGUUCUAAUACUUCUUGAAGCAGUCAAUUAAAAAUAUAUAAGAAUAUAAGUUGAAGGUUAUAAUACAUUAGAAACAAUUAUUUGGGUAUUUAAAAAGAAUUUUGAUGAAAAAAUAUUCUAAUCAUCCUUAAACUAAAUUAAAUAAAAUUUAAUAAUAAAAAUAUAGAUUGAUAAUUUAGAUUAAGAAGUAAAAUCAAGCUUAUUUUAACUUGCAUCUGCAUUAUUCAAGAAUUUUGGAUCAAUAUUUACUAAUACAGAAAUAGAAUAAUUAGCUCAAAUUUCAUUGACUAGAUUAUAGAUUGAAGCUCUAACUACCAAUAUUAUAAAUCUUGUGCAAUAUUUCAAGAAUCUUAAUGAUCCUAAACCUUUAAUUUAAAACAUAGCAAAUUAACUAUAGAGAAAUGAUAAGGCUUAAACAUUUAUAACUUUAAUUCAUUUAAUUAAAAAUAAUAAAAUCGAUUAAAAAUUAGCAGCUGAUAUAUUAAGUAAAUUCAAAUCAAUUACAACAGAAAAUUAUGAUUUGUAACUUUAAACUUUACAAGUAUUAAUUAAAUUUACUGGUAUCAAAUUACCAGAAUAGUUAAUAAGAGAAUCUGUUAGAAUUGGAUUAUAACAAUCCAAAAUAAAACCUGAAAUUGAAGAUUUCUUUAAUUUAAUUAAUUAACCUUAAAUAAUAGAAUCAGAAAUUUUAAAAUAACUAGGAAAAGAAGAAUUAUAUUCUGCUGGAUAAAUUUAUUGCUCAAUAUUAAAAAAUAUACCUGGAUCAAUUAGUAACCUUUAUUUUUCAAUUGUUACAAACAGACAGUUAAAGUUAUCAACUCUAAGAUUCUUGCAUAAAUAUUAAAAUCAUUAAAAGGCAUUAGAAAUUUUAUGCUAAUUAAUUAAGGAUAAUUAAGAUUCUGAUUUGGCUGCUAUUGUGAUUGGAUCAGCAGUUUCUGAUUUUUAAUAAAUAUAAAAAUUGAUUGAUUAAAAUCCAAAUUAAUAUCAAUUUUAUUAAGCACUAAAAGAAUUCACAGAAAUUAAAUAAAUUGCUAAUCCAAUUAAUGUUGCUAAAUAUAUUUUAGAAUAAGUGAAUGGAAAAGAUAAAACAAUAGCUACAAUUUGUGGAGAUAUAUUGGGAGGUUUCUUAAAGUAAAGUUAUUAAUCUUUAGAAUAACUUAUAUUUGAAAGUCUUAAGAAUCCUUCUUAAUCUAUUAGAUAUACUUGUAUUUAAAGUCUGAAAUAUACUCAUUAAUGGUCUUAAAAAGCUUAAAUAUUGUUAGAAAUGCUUUAAAAUGAAAAAGAUCUUCAAAUACUUACAGGAAUUAUCAAGGCUCUUACACAAAAUAUAUAGCAUAUUUAUUUAAAUAAUUUUAUUCAAUAUUUAAAAUAUUGUUUAAGAAGAUAUGAAGAAAAAGAAUUGAAUUUUGGAAAUUUUGUAGAAAAAAGAGAUGAUGCUAAAGAUUUAAGAUCCUUAUCAUUUGAUUUGUUGGAAUUAUUUUUAGAUAAAUAAAAUAUUGAGUUGAAUAUUAUUUUAGAUGAGGUCUUUGAAAAAUUUAGUAAGAAUAAAAUAAUAAAAUAAUAGUUGAGGAUAAAUAUGAUGAAACAAGAAUUCCAAGAUUAAGAAUAGUUAUGAAGAUUGUUAAGAAAGACCCUUAAGCAGUAGUUUCUCAUGUUGCAAUAUUAGCAAAGAUAUUUGAGCCUAUUUUAAAGACUUUGCAACAAAAUUUAUAAAAAUCAGAUUAAGUAAAUAUUAUAAUAAUAAAAAUUAUUAGAAUUUGGAUAAGGAAAUAGAAAAAAUUAGAUUGAUAGUAAACAUUAUGCAAGGUAUGAAACAAAGUUCAACUGAUGCAGAUAAGUUUUUAAAAGACAAUGUAACAUAAAAAAUUCACGAUUUCAUACGUUAAUGAGAAUGAAAAUUUUAUAAUAAUAAAAGAACCAGU
Molecule: messenger RNA, 3719 nt
Organism: Paramecium sonneborni
Lineage: Eukaryota; Ciliophora; Oligohymenophorea; Peniculida; Parameciidae
Source: the annotation of a GenBank genome assembly